GGGGAGCUUCGGGAAACCUCAGUGCUCUGAAGCCUCUAUCUCCGCACCUCCUGCUACCUCGCAAAUUCCCGUCAGCUAGCCGCGUUUUCUGCCGCUAUGAGUCUCAAGUUCAGUCACUCUGCCGGCCUCUCCCGCCUUUUGGGCUCUCUGUGCGCGCUGCUGGCUCUGAUGCUGCUCACGUCGCCGGGACCCCUCGUCAGCGCUGCUCCUCCCGCUGCUGCCGUGGUGAGAGAGCUGCGUUGCAUUUGUUUAAGCGUCACGCCAGGAAUUCACCCUAAAAUGAUCACGAAUCUGCAGGUGAUCGCUGCAGGACCUCAGUGCUCCAAGGUGGAAGUGAUAGCAACCCUGAAAAACGGGAACGAAGUCUGCCUGGAUCCACAAGCCCCUUUAUUCAAGAAGGUUAUCCAGAAAAUUUUGGAAAGUGGAAACAAGAAAAACUGAUGAAAAGAAAGCCCCAUGCAUUGGAAAAAACUGCCCAGUCUUCAGCAGCGCCGUUUUCCAGGGCUGAGUGGACUCUGUGAAGAUGAGAAGGAAGGGUUCAUUUCUCUCUGGUCACCAGUUUUCUUCGUACAUUCUGUGCUUUGAAGAGGGUGGGAGUGUCUGUGUUGGUCCUUAAACCUUUCUUCUCAGCUUAUGAAGUAUUUAGCCUAGCAUUGCCUGCCUCUUGCUAUCAUUUAAUCUGUUAGGUUAUUGGAAUCUUCAGCAUUUGACUAAAUUGUGAGCCAAGAAUCACUGCUGGUUCAUCUGAAUUGAAAGUGACUAUUGUAUUUCUAGAAUAUAUUCCUUAUAGUGUUACUGAAAAGGCAGUGGCUUUAAUAUGAAAGUGAUGUUUCUUUAGAAUGCUGUGGGAGGGAGAUAAACUGUUAUCUUCACUCUUCUUGUGAAAUAGGAAAUAUUUUAGUAUUAUUGAGGAGGGAUAUAUUAGAGAACUUUCUUAUUUUUGAUGCUGGGGUGGUAUUUAAGUUGUAUCCUGUUAUAAAGCAAUACAUACAAUGCCUCAUGCAAUUAUCUAAGUAGAAUAUAUUUCCUUAUUUAGGAUUUUUAAAAUAUUUUAAGUUCUAGGAGGACUAAUAUAUUCUCUUCCUAUCAUUUUAGACAUUUGAUGUCUUCUUCGUAUGGCAUAGUGUCAUGACUUACUCAUUAAACUUUGAUUUUAUAUGCUAUUUAUUAACUAUUUUAUUAGAAGUGAUAUAGCAAUGGCCACUAAAUAUAUAUUUUGAGUAGAUGAAGAAGCUAAGAAGUAGAUAAAGCCCUGAUUUCCAGUUUUUAUAGAAAUGCGUCGUGUAGUGUUUUUUUUAAAAGCAAACUUAAUAAUUGUACUAUGCAAGUUUUGAAAGCAUAUUCAAACUAUUUGAACAUAAAUUCAUUAUUUAGUUAUCAAAAAUAUAUGGCAUUGUAAAGAUUUGUAUAUGCCUAUGGUGUGCACCUUUUAAAGGCUUUGAUGGUUGUAUUAUGUGGAAUUAUGUAUGCAUCUCAUUCACUAUAUUAAAAUUGUGCUUUUUAAUCCA
Tupaia belangeri chinensis (Chinese tree shrew) is the source of this 1508-nucleotide messenger RNA. RefSeq names its product alveolar macrophage chemotactic factor. Gene Ontology annotation, molecular function: chemokine activity. The record is from RefSeq and is a predicted model, not a curated record. Gene Ontology annotation, cellular component: extracellular region. NCBI's taxonomy places the organism in Eukaryota, Metazoa, Chordata, Mammalia, Scandentia, Tupaiidae. The transcript has 4 exons. Bases 97 to 441 code for a protein of 114 amino acids. Gene Ontology annotation, biological process: immune response; chemotaxis; defense response.